GCGUGUUUACACUUGCUAACCCCACAGCAGCAGCGCGGAUGUAGCGGCGUUCACCCCAACAUCUGCUUCACAGGGAAUCCACCCUCCGACUCGGGAGUCCUCCUCGGUUGCUAUCGCUGAAGAGCCUCCCCGAUGCCGAACACAGCAGAAGGUCAAGCGUCGAGUCUCACGCCGGAGCCCCCGGGGCUGCAGAGGCCCGCCGACAGAGAGCAGGAGUCCGCCCUCAUCAGCUCCCUGGCUCGCGACGCUGCAAAGAUGAGGCGGGCCUCGAGCGCCGAGCUCCACCUCCAGUGGACCUGCCCGGUCACACACUCCCGGGAGAAGUUCUACACCGUCUGCUCCGACUAUGCUCUCCUCAACCAGGCGGCCUCCGUGUACUCCCCUCCCUCCAGAAAAGGGGUGAAGGAGGAGGACGGUGGUGGCCCCCCGCUGGCGAAGCCCACUCCCUGCGUGGACCUGAGCUCCGGGGGGAGCGCAGGAGCCAGAGUGGGACUGGUCGGGGACUGUGACAUGGAGGAGGUGUCCUCUGCAAAGCCCAUCUUUGCCUGGGAGAUCGAUACAGCGGACUUCAACUCUGCAUACACCCGGAAACUCCGAGCCAGCAACGGCAAGAAAUGCAGCACCAAGAAGAUGAGGUCAUCUGAGAAACCCAGCAGGAACCUGCAGGACGUCCCUCCUCACGCUUCUCUGGAGGAGAUCAAACAGAGGAAGGUUCUGGACCUCAGGAGAUGGUAUUGCAUCAGCCGGCCUCAGUACAAAACCUCCUGUGGGAUCUCCUCGCUGGUCUCCUGCUGGAACUUCUUGUACAGCACUCUGGGUGCAGGGAGCCUUCCACCCAUCUCUCAGGAAGAAGCUCUGCAUAUUUUGGGGUUUCAGCCGCCCUUUGAAGAAAUCAAGUUCGGUCCCUUCACUGGAAACGCCACGCUGAUGCGGUGGUUCAGGCAAAUCAACGACAACUUCCGGGUGCGAGGCUGCUCCUACAUUCUCUACAAACCACACGGAAAACACAAGACGGCAGGAGAAACGGCCGAGGGCGCUCUGAUGAAACUGACUCAGGGGCUGAAGGACGAGUCCAUGGCUUACAUCUACCACUGUCAGAACCACUACUUCUGCCCGGUGGGGUUUGACGCCACGCCGCUCAAAGCAGCCAAGGCCUACAGGGGCCCUUCACCCACUAAUGAAAUGGAGUAUUGGAUCUUAAUCGGAGAGCCCAGCAGAAAACAUCCAGCCAUUCACUGUAAAAAGUGGAUGGAUAUAGUGACCGACCUCAACACACAGAACCCAGAAUACCUGGACAUUCGCCACACGGAGAGGGGGAUCCAGCGGCGCAAAACGAAAAAGGUGGGCGGGAACCUUCACUGCAUCAUGGCCUUCCAGAGGGUGAACUGGCAGAAGCUGGGCCCGUGGGCGCUGAACCUGGAAAACCUGCGGCACGACUUCGGGACAGAGCGGGGCCACAGAGGCACCCCGGAGGACACGGAGGCCUCCUCCAAGCGGCUGGCCCAGCUGGGCCGCUCCCACAGCAUGGGGAGCCAGAGAGACGGCAGCUGGAGGCGCCUGUCCCACACCGCAGAGUUCAGGCAGAGGAGCUCCCCGGACAGCGACCUGGAGGAGGACGCCGCCGACUGAAAACACGGACGCAACCACACCGCUGAAUGCAGGUUGGAGCUUCACCGGACGCGUUUCGGUGAAGGCCAGUGCUUACAAACACCAAGGAAACACUCAAACAAACACGCUACUAGCAAGUCCCUUCAGUUCUAUGAAGCAUGGGUGAAAGAAAAGUCUAUGGCGGACUCAGAACUGGGAGUUUGGGUGUCAGAGGGGUGUCAUCCCCAAACUCCCACGGGGUUUUGUUCCGAGAAGAAUCCUCCCGCCUCCUCAUCCUCACAUGCCAUGUUGCUCGGUGGUGCUCUCCAUGUGUGGUAGGAGGAAGGAUUUACUUUGAUAUGACAGAUGACCGACGUUUUAAUGACUAGUUAGAGAACUGAAAUAUUAAAUACUUUAAUGAUUUAAAUAUUUAAAACCAAAUAAAAUGAAUUAAGGUGAGUUUAAAACUGCUGGAGUUUUCUGGAUUCCUGCAGUUAUUAGGACUGAAGCUUCAGACUGGAUAAGCAUUAUUUUUGUCAAAUACUGCCCACAAUUCUUGCUAAAUCACUGGGUUUAUCAACAAAAAAAUAAUUUUAGAUGUCAGGAUAAAGCAAAAACCUUCUUACCAGCUUCUAUAAAGCCUGAACUUGACAACAGAAUAGAUAAUUAUUGGUCUGAUGUGAAAGUGUUUGUGGUUUUACUGUGAUUUUAGUUUGAAAUAUGAAAGGAUCUUUAAUGUGACUCAUUUUAAGUUCAUCUCCAGAACACAGAUUCACAGAGAUCAUCUCUGUGUGAGAUGACUCACUCGUCACAUCAGAGUGGAGCAACACAGAACCUCCAUCACAAGAUCAAACAUCCUCUGGUCCCUUACAAUAAAAAUGAAUUUUAGGACAGCAGAUUUUAUUUUCAAAGCCAUUUGCUCAUUGGCUCAAAGAUUUCAAAUCUCUCUUUGUGUUGUUUGUCUUGUAAUAUUUUCUCUGAAUCAUCAGAAAGCCUCCACAUGGAUGUCCAUCAGCACCUAAACUCUCCCUCAGUUUACUGGAUGGAGUUUAUCAUAAACAGUUUCUGAAAAUAAAAAUGUAAAUGUGUGAAGCACAAGAUCCAAAACUCUUCAUAGAACCUGCAUCUUCUUACUUUUUAUUUAUUUAUUUAUUUAUGGUUAAAUAACACAACGGGUUUUGUGUGAAACGUGUCUCCUUUUAGCUGUUUUUUUGUUGUGAGCUGCAGUUCCAUCGUUCACCAGCAGAGGGAGGCGCAGAGCCUCCUCUGCCUUCAGCUGGAGGUUGUUGUACAGGUCAGUCAGUGGACGUGUGCUUCAUGCUGCCGCUCCGUGGAAACGCUGUGUUGUGAAAGCCGACGUGUUGAGUUUGUGAACCCCUCAGUGACUCUUGUGUAUGUUCAACUUUGAAAAUGUGAAGCAGAGAAACAGGAUAAUAAAGUGUAUUUCCAUGUUUUUGUAUUUUUCUGCUCCUCGCAGCACUUUAGUUCACACCUCCUCCUGUCUUUGAUCAAACACAGGUGAUUGUGUACUCAAGAGUUUGUUGUAUUUGUUUAUUUUGCAAUAAAACACGAGUUUUUAAAUGAC
Molecule: messenger RNA, 3172 nt
Organism: Oryzias melastigma (Indian medaka)
Lineage: Eukaryota; Metazoa; Chordata; Actinopteri; Beloniformes; Adrianichthyidae
Product: basic immunoglobulin-like variable motif-containing protein
Biological process (GO): nucleotide-excision repair
Cellular component (GO): nucleus
Molecular function (GO): DNA endonuclease activity; single-stranded DNA binding
Source: RefSeq, a predicted model, not a curated record